This is a messenger RNA of Haliotis rufescens (red abalone), 3889 nucleotides long. RefSeq lists its product as uncharacterized. Lineage: Eukaryota; Metazoa; Mollusca; Gastropoda; Lepetellida; Haliotidae. The coding region runs from base 369 to 1781 and encodes 470 amino acids. The transcript has 8 exons. Gene Ontology annotation, molecular function: 2-oxoglutarate-dependent dioxygenase activity. The record is from RefSeq and is a predicted model, not a curated record.
AAAUGGCGGCCCCCAUGAAUGAGUGCUUGAUGCACUCUUAGUUGUUUCUGAAAGCGGAUAUAUUUCUCUUGUGCAGCAGUAAGCACUAACUGCGGCUGCUUCUUCACUCAUCGACUGAUCUAAAUGCUUUUGAGUUCUUUUUAAUUCAAUACAAAUAUUUGUGUUCGAACAUGCAAGGAAUCAUUCCGUGGAUUUCGAUUUGACGGAGAUGCAUCACGAUGAGAUGGUGUGAAUAAUACCACGACACACAGAUACUGCAGUAACCAAGUAUUCUAUCGUUUUACGUAUAGUGACACUGAUGUAACCACCCGUUAAUACCGAGAUACUGAUAAACAACAGUGGUGUACGUUACAAUUCGGAUUCUGAUAAUGUGUCCCCUCUACUUUGUUUUUAUACUGAAGUUUGCUGCAGGAGAGACCCUCAAAGGUCACCAGCAGCCUUUAGGCUCUCAUGCACCUCCUCUUGGCGUGACAUUCAUAGGCAAAUUCUCUUCACCAGGUGUGUUUUAUGAAAAUUUUGUGAAGGAAAGUCAACCACUGUUAAUGAAGUCACCCCUCCUGGACACUCCUUUCCCAGCAUUUGAAAAAUGGACAGAUGAUUUUCUUAGGGAGGAAUACGGGAGUGAGGUGGUGUCAGUGGAACAGUCUAAAAAGGAAAAGAGGAAUCUGCGCCCAUCUACAAUGACCCUCCAUGAGUUCCUUGACCUCUAUCAGAAGAAAAAUGUCUACAUGGUUCAGUCACUUCCCAGCAGCAUGAAAGACGAUGUCCACCUUCCCAUCACUCUCCAGUGUGGGGGAACCCAGCAUUUGCUGCAUGAUGCCGUUCUGUGGAUGAGCAGCGGGGGUACCAAGUCCGUGCUGCACAGUGACAAGCUGGACAAUCUGCUGUGUGUGCUCAGCGGAACCAAGGAUGUCAUCCUCAUUGAUAAGGCCUACCAAUCUGAUGUGGAGGCGCAUGGGUUUGUGCAGGAAGGGACAUACAGCACGGUGGACGUUGAUAGUGUCAACUUGAAGCAGUACCCCAGACUGAAGGCUGUACCCUGGCAUCGCGCUCACCUCGAGGCCGGAGACUGCAUCUAUAUACCUUACAAGUGGUACCAUCAGAUCAACUCGUGCGGAGGGGACAUGAAUCGCAAUGUCGCUGUUAACUACUGGUUCUCACACCGAUGGUGGCACAAUGCUACCGACUGUCGAGCAUUCCAUCUUCUCAACAUCACAGAACCACUCUCCAAGUUCACUUUCGCGUCGCCCAAUGAGCAGAUCAGGAGCCAUAUACUGGAGCCGUUCGGUGAGAUGGACAGCAUUAGCAAGGCUGACUUUGUGUCUGUGUUCCUGGCUGAGGCAACUCUAGCAGGGGAGUUUUUCCAUUACAUCAGCAAGAAUCAAACGACUGAGGUCCUAUCAUGGGCGCAGCUCUACGCCUUUGACAUUGACGAUGCUGUCAUGAAGUUCCCAGAGUUGUUUGCUGCUGGUGUGAAGCUUCAGAAGGAGAAAGUUCAUAAGAAGAAACCCCAAAAGGAGCCAAUAAAAGUCCAGGAUGACUUUCAAGAGGAAUCAGAUCGUAAGAUCAACAUCCCCAUGAUCACUCCUGAUGACGAGGAGUUUGAGAAAAUGUUGGAGGAGGUCGCCAAGCAUGGAGGCUCAGCUCACAGAACAGCCAAUGACGAAAGACCAGUGAUUAAUGAUGUCAAGGUCAAGGUCACUAGUAAGGGACAGAAGCAGGAGACAAAACUUGACACCGAUAAAGAAAAAAGGUCUAGCCAUAGGCAUGAUGAGUUUUGAUGACCUUGGAUGAACUUUAAGAAAGAUUAAAGGUUUAGUUAAUGUAUACUACUCACAAAGAAGUUAAAGAACACCCGAUUCUUUCAUAUUACUAUGGUUAAUCUGUCAUGGCACGACAUGUAAUAUGAAAGAAUCGGGUGUUCUUUUACUUCUUUUGAGUUGUAUUAUUACUAUAUAUUAGAUUUUCCAUUCUGAAUAUAAUGUGGUUGAGUACGCAAUUAAGCACAAAUUAAGAGGAAUAACAGCUCUUGACAUGAGUAUUAGAAUGAACUUGGCACGACAUGUAUAUGUUCUUUUACUUCUUUUGAGUUGUAUAUUUUAGAUUUUCCAUUCUGAAUAUAAUGUGGUUGAGUAUGCAAUUAAACACAAGUUACAGCUCUUGACAUGAGUAUUAGAAUGAACUUGGUGGAUUGACUGCAGACAUUUUAUUUCAGCAAAAGAUUUUUAAUAUAUUAUUGAUAUAUCAGUGUUAAUAUGCAUUCAUAAUACAUGAAACAGAUAUGAGGUUUUAGUACUUAAUAAUAUAGUAUAUGUACAGGUGAUCGAUCGAUCGAUCAAACAAGAUGAGCUUGUUCAUCAGUUUGUGUGGUGCUUUAGAAGGGUUGUCACAAAAUAGUGAGUUUCAACCUAAAUGUUGAAGAGGCAGAGGUAGAUGCCAUUACUAAAAUUCAGGGUGUCACUGAAAUUUUAGUAUUGAUCUAUUAUCUAGUAUUUAGAAUUGAACUUUCUGCCCUUUCAUUGUCCAUCUUAGCCGGGAUAAUCUUAAUUGUAGUAAUUGUUUCUAAUGUGAGUGAAUUGUUCAUUUAGUUUUGAUAUUCAUCAAUUUGUGUCACUACAGUGUCAACAUUAAAAAAUUAAUAAUACAUGUACAUCAUAAUAGCGAUAUACAAUGGCAUUCCUACCUAAUAGCUUCAUAUAUGUUCUCUACUUCCCCAGGCAAGGGAGUUAACUGACUAUAAAAGUCCUCUUUCCACCCUUGCCGAACAAGGCUGGAAUUUCUGGGCUCGAUCGCAGCACCACCAGUGGCUGUUAUGAGUCGUGUCCCUUCUGAGCCCCUCCUAUUGACCAAUGAGAUUCCACCUGUCAUAUCACUUUCAUUUGCUUCAAACAAAAUGACGGCGCCAGGUCGACACGAUCUGAUCAGUGAUCAAGAUAUAUAUUGAAAUAAAACAGGUCUUACCUUGCGAAGUGCACCUUGAUUAGAGACAUGAAAACAUUUGAAAAAUAUCUGUCAAAGCCCAGCUGAGGGGACACAUCUUUUGCAAAACCUGCAGUCAACCGAAAUCUGCACGUUGAAAUCCAAUGUAACUCCAUAAAUCCAGCCUAGUUUGGCAAGGAUGGAAACUGGACUUUUAUAGUCGGUUAACUCCCUUGCCUCAGGAAGAUGAUAUGUUCUCUGAUAUAUAUUGCGUGGAUGUUGAGCGUGAUAAUUAUAAAAUUGUCUGUUUAGACAGUGACUGUUGUGUGAGUCUUGUUUUUGUAUCCAGGAGGUACAUAGACUGAGUCUUGUUGUACGUAUCCAGGAGGUACAUAGACUGAGUCUUGUUGUAUGUAUCCAGGAGGUACAUAGACUGAGUCUUGUUGUAUGUAUCCAGGAGGUUCAUAGACUGAGUCUUGUUGUACGUAUCCAGGAGGUACAUAGACUGAGUCUUGUUGUAUGUAUCCAGGAGGUACAUAGACUGAGUCUUGUUGUAUGUAUCCAGGAGGAACAUAGACUGAGUCUUGUUGUAUGUAUCCAGGAGGUACAUAGACUGAGUCUUGUUGUAUGUAUCCAGGAGGUACAUAGACUGAGUCUUGUUGUAUGUAUCCAGGAGGUACAUAGACUGAGUCGUGUCUGGUGUUACUGUGGUCAGUGUUUGUGUGCGCUGCUGGCCAUGGCCUGUAGGUUGUGCCCUGUAGGUUGUGCCCUGUAGGUUGUGCCCUGUCUGUUGUGCCCUGUCUGUGGUAAAUGUUACUCACCCAUUCCUAGAGCUAUACCCUGUUUAAUACAUCUUCCAUUUAUCAUUGCCAUGUCUAUGUUUAUUGAAUUAAUACAAUGAGUUGUUAAAAUGUUGAUUAUUAUACAAGGGGAAUUACAACCAUAUUGUAAUAAACUACUUUUGUGGUAA